UUCUCUUUUUUUUCUUCAUAUUUUUCUAAAUUUAGUUCCAUAAUUUUUCCUCCUUCAAUUCAUUCUAAUUUUAAUUUCCAAAUUAUCACUGAUCAAUAUUUUCUCCUAACUUUCAUUCAUCAAUUUUAGUUUCUCCUUAAUCAGGAAGAAAUUUGAGUAAAAUCUUCUUCCUGGUGAACUUUCCCUGCAACAAGAAAAAUGUCAACGGUUAACCUAUUAUGGUUAAGAAUUGAAAGAUUGCAUAAAGGGUCAAUUUAUUUGUCUGAUUAAUUUUAGAAACCUGUGGUGGAUCAGUUUUUAAUCAAUGGAGGAAGUUGAAAACAAACCAACCUCCUCAAGAAAUGCUGAACAAACUCCUCAAGCCGAAACCUCUCAAGAAAAUACUGAUAUUAUAGCUCCGAUCGAUAAUCAAUCUUCCAUUGAAGCUUCCAUCGACUCACUCGGUGAUAACAAAAUACCGGAACAUGAUAUCACUCAUUCUCCAGCUGUGACCGAUUUCCCUGAAGUAGAAUCGAACUCAACGAAUGUUUCCGUUGAUCAACCUAUAAAACAAGAUGAAUAUCUUACAACAGAUAAUUCAACUUCAACCUCACAAGAAAUGGAACACAUCCACCAAGGAACUAUAGCUGCAGAUAUCAAUAACAGACAACAAGACGGUGGUUCAACUGUUACUGCUAGCGGCGACAACGUUGAUAAUCUUAUUACGGAGCCCUCAACAUCCUCUUCUAUAACAAAAGAGUUUCCGAUUGAACCUAUAGAUUCACCUCGAGACGGAGUUAUUGACGCACCUCAAGAAAACUUAGUUUCAACCUCAAAUUCUGAAGUUCAUGUAGCAGAAGAAAGUCAUCAAGAACCUGUAGUUGCAGAAUCCGAAUCAGGAUCUUUAGAAGAUAUAGUGAACACGGAGAAGGAUGGUGAUUCUACUGUCAGUGUUGUCGAUAAUCAGAUUGAACAUGGAUCCGGAUCUUUAGAAGAUAUAGUGAACACGGAGAAGGACGGCAAUUCUACUGUCAGUGUUGUCAAUAAUCAGAGUGAACAUGGAUCUGGAUCUUUAGAAGAUUUAGUGAAGAUGAAGAAGGAUGGUGAUUCUACUGUCAGCGUCGUUGAUAAUCAGAUUGAACCAUCGGCUUCGUCGUCUGAAAAAAUAGAGUUGCAGAAUGAUAGCAAAGAACUAAAUGUAAAUUUCAAUGAAGUCAAGGUUUCGGAUGUUGCUGGUGAAGGUGUUGACUCACCUACAAACGAGAAGAAAAUCGAGGAAAAAAGAGGUAUAAUUGAUACAGCAUCUCCAUUCGAAUCUGUUAAAGAAGCUGUUUCUAAAUUCGGAGGAAUCGUCGAUUGGAAGGCUCAUAGAAUGGUGACCGUCGAGCGGCGCAAGCAAGUUGAACAAGAGCUUGAAAAAGCACACGACGAGAUUCCGGAGUACAGGAAAAUAUCGGAGGCGGCUGAACAAGAAAAAGUUCAAGCACUUCAGGAGCUUGACACUACAAAAAGACUAAUAGAAGAACUAAAACUCAACCUAGAGAGAGCACAGACCGAAGAGCAUCAAGCAAGACAAGACUCGGAACUCGCAAAGCUUAGAGUGGAAGAGAUGGAGCAAGGUAUUGCCGAAGAUUCCAGUGUGGCAGCCAAGGCGCAGCUUGAGGUCGCGAAAGCCAGGUAUACGGCUGCCAUUACCGAGUUUUCAUCGGUGAAAGAAGAGCUUGAUGCAUUGCGUGUGGAAUACGCUUCCUUAGUUGAUGAAAAAGGUGAAGCUAUUAACAGAGCCGAAGAGGCUGUUGCUGCGUCAAAGCAAGUAGAAAGGUCGGUAGAAGAUUUGACAAUCGAGCUGAUUGCCACAAAAGAGUCUUUGGAAACCGCACAUUCUGCGCAUAUGGAAGCAGAAGAACACCGAAUAGGAACCGUCAUGGCAAGAGAUCAAGAUUUACUCAAUUGGGAGAAGGAACUUAAACAAGAAGAGCAAGAAUUAGAAAAACUCAACCAGAAAAUUUUGUCGGCCGAGGAUCUUAAAUCUAAGCUGAGUAAAGCUUCUACGCUGCUUCUCGAUUUGAAAUCCGAAUUAAAUGCGUAUAUGGAAUCAAAGUCAAACCAAGAAUGCGGCAAUGAAGAAGGAGUCUCGAAAGCGGAACAGGACAAAAAAUCACACAACGAAAUACAAGAAGCAAUUGCAUCGGCUAAAAAGGAACUUGAGGAAGUAAAGCUUAACAUAGAGAAAGCUACUUCUAAGGUAAAUUACUUAAAGGUGGCUGCAACAUCGUUAAGAUCAGAACUCGAACAAGAGAAAUUGUCGCUCGCGUUGAUUAGGCAAAGAGAAGGAAUGGCUUCCGUUACAGUCGCGUCUAUUGAAGCCGAGCUGAACAAAACCAAAACGGAAAUCAGUUUCGUUCAUAUGAAGGAAAAAGAAGGCAGAGAGACAAUCCUUGAAAUGCCGAAGAAACUAAAAGAAGCGGCCGAAGAGGCUAAUAAGGCCAACUUGCUUGCCGAAGAAGCUCGCGAAGGGCUUAGAAGAAUAAAGGAGGAAGCCGAACAAGCCAAGGCGAGUGCAAGUACCAUGAAUAGUAGAUUACUUGCAGCUCAAAAAGAGAUCGAAGCUGCAAGAGCUUCUGAAAGGUUGGCGAUAAAAGCAAUUAAAACAUUGCAAGAGAGCGAAUCGGCUAGAAGCAACAACAAAAAAGAAGUGGAUUCAUCGAACGGUGUGAAACUAUCGGUCGAGGAGUACUAUAAUCUUACCAAACAAGCUCAUGAAGCAGAAGAAGAAGCCAAUGUGAGAGUUGCGACCGCGAAUUCUGAGAUUGAUAUAGCUAAGGAGAACGAAUCGAAAACCUUGGAGAAGUUGAAUGAAGUGAACAAAGAAAUGGCUGCUAGAAGAGAAUCUUUGAAGAUUGCAAUGGGGAAAGCCGAGAAGGCAAGGGAAGGAAAAUUAGAUGCAGAACAAGAAUUAAGAAAGUGGAGAGCCGAACACGGGCAACGAAGAAAAGCCGGCGAAACAGUCCAAAAAGCAGUAAACCCGAACACAAGCCAUAGUGGUAAACUCGAACAAAAUAAUAGGGGAAAUAUUUCUCAUGGACAUCACUUUUCAAGUCAAAAGUCUUAUGUUCGUGCGAACAAUGAAAAUGGAUCUUCGCCGGAUGGGAAAAACGGAAAGAAGAAGAAAAAGUCGUUUUUUCCGCGGGUUUUUAUGUUCUUUGCAAGAAGAAAAUCACAUUCAACUCAUUAAGGGUAAUCACUUCUUUUUGAGAAACUACAAUGCAUUGUUAUGUAUUGAAAGAGUAUACCAUACAGUCCAUACUUGUAUAUGUUAGUGAUUUUGCAGUAUUGUGAAUGGUUUUCCAUUAAGUUCAUCAACCUUGGUGAGAAAAGAACAAAAAAAAAAAGAAAAAAGAAAAAGAAUGUUUCUGUAUUGUGUAUAGCCGUUUUGGCUUCUGUAAAGAUCUGUGUGAAAUUAUACCUGAUUAAAGGUACUUUUUGAGUUUGAUAUUUCAA
Messenger RNA from Vicia villosa (hairy vetch), 3480 nucleotides. RefSeq names its product protein WEAK CHLOROPLAST MOVEMENT UNDER BLUE LIGHT 1-like. The record is from RefSeq and is a predicted model, not a curated record. Bases 305 to 3214 code for a protein of 969 amino acids. NCBI's taxonomy places the organism in Eukaryota, Viridiplantae, Streptophyta, Magnoliopsida, Fabales, Fabaceae. The transcript is spliced from 5 exons.